Molecule: messenger RNA, 1251 nt
Organism: Cuscuta campestris
Lineage: Eukaryota; Viridiplantae; Streptophyta; Magnoliopsida; Solanales; Convolvulaceae
Source: the annotation of a GenBank genome assembly
UUUUGACUCUUGCAGACUAGUUCUGGGUGCAGUGGGCCAUUUUCAUUCCAUUGAGAAGAAAUUUCGCACUCCCGCGAUAUGACGUCAUCUUACCAUGGCUCCUUCGAUCAGCCCGCCGGUGCCGGUGGCUUCUCCUACCCUCCGCUCUCCACGCAGCGGUUCGACACCUUCCCGAAUUUCGCAGAUUCCGAAUCCGGCAGUUAUCCCGCCGCUGGAGACGACUCGCCGUUCUUCGUUCCCCAACACGUUCCGUCUCCACCGCCAAUCUACUCCUCAGGAGGGGGAUUAGGCUCCGAUCCGGCUGAUUUCUCCACGCUCCAGGAUGAGAAGCCGUUCGACGAUGGUUUUCCGGCAUCCAAUGGCCCGAUUCUGCCCCCGCCAUCGGAAAUACAGGAGGAGGGUUUUGCUCUCAGGGAAUGGAGAAGACAAAAUGCUAUUCAACUAGAGGAGAAGGAGAAGAGGGAGAAAGCGUUGUUGGGCCAAAUCAUUGAUGAAGCUGAUUCCUAUAAAGUUCAGUUUUACAAGAAGAGACAACUUGCAAUGGAAGCAAACAAGGCUGCAUGCCUGGAGAAGGAGAGAUUAUUUAUUGCCAGACAUGAGAAGUUGCACGCUGAUGCGGACAAACACUAUUGGAAGGCGAUUGCAGAGCUAAUUCCUAAUGAAGUUCCAACUAUGGAAAAGAAAGGGAAAAAGAGUCAAGAAAAGAACCCUGCUGUUGCCAUUACUAUCAAAGGUCCGAAACCAGGGAAACCCACAGAGCUGUCAAGAAUGCGGCAGAUAGUAUUAAAGCUUAAACAUAACACACCUCCACACCUAAUGCUGGCACCACCCACCACCACCACCAAAGAUGCAAAAUCCGGUACUGCUUUGCCCAUUGCUAUCAACCCUAUCGCUGUUGCUUGAUUGCAGAAUUAUGUUUAAAAUACUUGAAAACAAUAUACGAGUGCAUCGUUUUUCAUUGUUUUGAACGGGUAUGAUUUCGGGUUGAGUUUAUGCCAUCUGUUAUUUAUAUAAAUGUCAGAAACUGGUUCUUGCAGAUUGUAUAAGAUGAUACUACGGGGUAAUAUAUUUCAUCUUAAGGUUUGGAAAAAUAAAAAAAAUACCCUGCCAUCUCUGCGGUAGUAAAGAGUUGACAAUAAUGUUUGGUAUACAUUACCAAACGUUUUAGUACAUUACGCGAUUGAUUGAGAAUGUUUCAGAGAAUUGUUUUCUCCUAGUUUUCCUUCUAAUGAAUACAUAUAUACUCACAUU